AUGUCGAAGUAUUUGGAGGAGAUAGCGCCCGACGCGAUUGUUCCGCAUGAUACGAAAGAGGAACUUGACCAACCUCUCAAGCAUCUUGAUACUGUAAUAGCUCUAUACGACUUUCCCGGGACCCAACCAUCACAUUUACCUUUGAGUUUGGGAGAUACUAUUUAUGUUUUGACAAAAUCCGAUAGUGGAUGGUGGGACGGGGUUAUAAUAUAUGCAAAUGGUGAAAUGGGAAGAGGAUGGUUUCCAAAUAAUUACGUUCGAUUAAUUAAUUACGUUCAACCGGUGUUGAACAAGUUGAAAAGUCAUAAAGAGAUAGACUCUCUUACAGCAGCAAACACUGCGGCAAAUGUCUUGAUACCAUCCUUUACGAACUUGUUACAAAAGAAUUUGGGCGAAUCUGAGAGAAAUUCGCCUGCUAACAGUACUAGAAAAAAUUCGGUGGUGAGUUUUGCUAGUUCGGAGACCAGUAUUCCAUCAGAGCAUAAAGGCCAAACUGCAUCAAUCCUGGGUACAUCAGCUCAUAUUCCUUCAGUUACAGACACUUUGAAUUCGGUCGACUUAAGCCAGGAAGUUAUAUUUACUGACGUUGAAGAGGCAGAACGAAUAAUGGAGAAUUACAGAGCUGAACACAAAAGAAAUGUGAUGUGGCUUCCACGAUACACCACUGGUGGUGAUGUGGUAUAUUAUUGUCAUGAGUUAGACCUUUAUUGUCCAACUAUGCCAUUGGCAACUUUCAAUACAGGUAUUGACUCUUGUGCUGAUGCGGAUAUUCCUCCAAGAGAUGUCAUCUAUGAUUCUAGUAUUUUGAAACGUGAUUCCGAAUUCACUACAGUAAAUGAAAUGACGGACACGAUUUUGACCAAGGCGGACAGUGAUUCGAGUUCAAAUAAAGAUUUCGACCCAUUAAAGAGGGAGUCUAACGCAUCAUCUGUAAAUUCUCAGAGCACUUCGGCCAGUAUGUACCACCAUUUUUCUCAACCAUUAUUUUGUAUGGAUGACUUAUUUUAUUACCAACCUAGUGAUUUAAGGUCGUGGAGUGAUUUAAGAGAAAAGUUCCUUUAUUUCUUAAAUUUAUCUCACAAGGCAUUGAAGGAUUAUGACAAGCAGUUAUUCAGCACCCAUUUCUCCAGAUUAAACAAAAUUAUAUCGUUUGUCGUGAGUGCUACAAGACUAAUUCAAGAUGAUUUCGUUAGAACAAAAUACGAAAAAUCUAUAAGAAGAAAACUAAAGAGAAUUUUGAGCUCUUAUUCACAAAUAUAUUCAAAUGGACUAUUACAUUUAAGUGUAAUGUAUUAUGACAGACAUAUACCAGAAUCAAGAUUAUUUAGCUUUAAUCUUUCUAAAUUCAAAACCAGAGCUGCAAGCACAGCCCAAAACAGUCCUACAUCAUCCAUCUCGACUAUAAGGCACGAGUCGGAUGACCAUUACUUCGGUUCGAACAAUUCGUCAAAGAAGUUAUCGAGGAGUGACAGUGGUUUUAUUUCUUAUUUGCAACAAAUUGAAUUUGAGAUCGAUAACUUGAAGCACGAUAUGAAUGCAUUAAUAAAUAUACUUCUAAAGCUUAGUAUAGGAAAAAAGGUUAGGAAAAGCGAUUAUGAUGGAACUGAUCCUUCAGGUGAUGAAGGAGUGGAUCGUUACGACAUUUUACCUCAAGUAUAUCCAAGGUUUAUUGUUGACGAAUUUAAUGGUGGAAAUUGGUGUAAUCCAUUUUUUGAAAGUAAGAAUACAGUUUUAAAUGCUAGUGGAGAUGAAUUAAAAAACAGAUAUCACCUGAAAAUAAUUAUAGAUCGCGAUGCAUUUGAAACUGUCAGAAGUUAUACUGAUGAGAUGAUUAAAUUGAGUGAAGAAACAUUUGAAUAUAUCGACCCCAAAGUACAACAUAUAUAUUACAAUUUGAUUUUGAAAAAUGAAAGAAACACUCAUAUCCUCAGACUAAUAUAUAAAUAUUUAUAUUUUGCAAGUCUGAUGAUAGAUUUGAUCGAAGCAUUUGAUUUCACUGUCUUUUGCUUGAUCCAUAGAUAUACUUCGUCGGAAGAUGAUUCUGAUAAAGUCAUAAGUGAAUUAAACAAUACUUCACCAGGGCCUGAAUCAGAAAUAACCAGUAACUUAACUUUUGAUUAUCCAAUAGUCCUUGAAUUCUUUCAAUUGAAACAACAGUUUCAUGAUAUAGUUUCAAGAAUUGUAAUGGCAACACAAUCAUUGACCCUUGAAGACCCGGAUGUUUUCAAAGGAAUAAAGCAGGAUGAUCCAGUAUAUUAUGAUCGUGAUAUCCUAAAAAAUCCAAAUGAAAAGGCAGCAAUGUUAUUAACCAAUAUAUUGAUGGAAGAAAACAAUAAUGUUAAAGGUAGUUCAAUUUCUUUAAAUUGUGAUUCCUUGAUGUAUACGUAUUUAAGUGAUGGCCUUCGAUUAUUUGGAUCCCUUUUACCUAUCAUUGAGCUGUUAAUUGGAGAGAGAGAAUCAAUUUUAAAUUAUGCCACUAGAGUAAUGCAUGAUGACUUGAAUGUUCAAUUAUUAUUAAUGGAAAGAAAUAAUACUGUUUUAUCAGAAAAGUCCGAUGAGGGCCAUGCAUAUUAUACCGGAAAAAAACAAUCAGAUGCUCCUUGGUAUUUGGAAGGAGAUGAUGAGUAUGAUCUCUUAUUAGAUAUUAAAGGAAAUAUUAAAGGUGGUACGAAGCAAGCUUUAGUAGCACACUUAACACAUCAUGAUUACUUUGAUAGUAAUUUCAAUAGUGCAUUUUUAUUGACUUUUGCAACAAUGAUGCCAAUAGGUGAAUUUUUGACUUUGCUCAUAAAUAGAUUCAACUUGGAAGCUCCAGAGGGAUUAAGUUACGAGGAAUAUAAUAGAUGGAUAUCUAAGAAACAAAGUCCAAUCAGGUUAAGAGUGAUUAAUGUCAUGAAAUUAUUGAUAGAAAGAUAUUGGGCCGAAUCAUACUAUGACGAAAGUGUGCUUCGGAGGUGGCUAGCAUUUGUUCAAAGUCCUGAGAUUAAAUCAUUUUCUAUGAGUAAGGUUUUGCAGAAUCAUUUACAAAGUUUAUUAAAUCACGAGAAGAUAUGUUAUGAAAAAGAACCAAGUAUUCCUACAUCUAAACCUCCUCCACCAUUAAUCAAGGGUUAUCCAAUGAAAAAGACGAAAUUAUUAGAUAUCGACUUUAUUGAACUUGCAAGACAAUUAACUAUAAAAGAGUUUAAAUUGUAUUCCAAGAUAACGAAAUUUGAAUGCUUGACAAAAGUUUGGGGAAAUAAGUCAGGACUUCACGAGGACAUUCUAAGCAUCACGAACUUUAUUAGGACUUCCAACCAAUUGACCAAUUUUGUUGCAUACAUGAUCUUGAGGAAGCAAGAUGUGAAAAAGAGAGUUCAUAUAAUAACAUAUUUCGUACAAGUUGCAGAAAAAUGUAAGCAGUACAAUAAUUUUUCUUCAAUGACUGCCAUUAUUUCUGCAUUAUAUUCUUCACCUGUCCAUAGAUUGAAUAGAACUUGGAAGCAUGUCCCUGCUGAAGCCUUAACUAAUUUAAGAAAUAUGAAUAAGUUGAUGAAUUCCUCACGCAAUUUUAAUGAAUACAGGGAUGUAUUAAAAUUUGUUGGAUCAGAACCAUGUGUUCCAUUUUUUGGUGUCUAUUUAAGUGACUUGACGUUUGUCUAUCAUGGAAACCCUGACUACUUAAUGAAUAGAUCUAGAAUGAUAAAUUUUGCGAAGCGUUCAAAGACUUGUGAAAUUGUGACUGGAAUUGAUAGAUUCAAAUGUACAGCUUACAAUUUACAAGAAGUAAACGAUAUUCAGGAAUACCUCCUCUCUUGGUUCGACAAGUGCCCAACUAUAGAAGAACAAUAUCAAUUGUCUUUAAAUUUGGAACCUAGAAUGAAUGUCUCUGGUAAUAAUGCUGCUAACAGAAAUCAGAAAUAUUCAUCAGGUACAUUUUCAUUCGGAAAACACUAG
This is a messenger RNA of Debaryomyces fabryi, 3936 nucleotides long. RefSeq names its product Ras family guanine nucleotide exchange factor (gene CSC25). The record is from RefSeq and is a predicted model, not a curated record. Lineage: Eukaryota; Fungi; Ascomycota; Pichiomycetes; Serinales; Debaryomycetaceae. The coding region runs from base 1 to 3936 and encodes 1311 amino acids. The transcript has a single exon. Gene Ontology annotation, cellular component: plasma membrane. Gene Ontology annotation, biological process: positive regulation of GTPase activity; Ras protein signal transduction. Gene Ontology annotation, molecular function: protein binding; guanyl-nucleotide exchange factor activity.